AGAACUGGGCCGGUAUGAAGUGUCCAUACAAAUUGCUACGGAUGAUUCUUGCACUUGUUUGCAUGAGUUCAGAGGUGGGCCGUGCCGUAUGGCUGCGUUUCUCCCCGCCCCUCCCCUCCUCCGGACCGCAGCCCAGUUUCAUGGCUCAUCUGUCGGGCGCAGUGGUGGGCAUCAGCAUGGGGCUGCUGAUCUUGCGGAGCUAUGAGGAAUCUCUGCAUAAACAGUGCUCCUGGUGGGUCCUCAUCUUCUCCUUCAUCACCUUCCUCCUCUUCGCCAUCUUCUGGAACAUUUUCGCUUACGAGCUGCUCGGGGUACAGAUCCCGCCCCCUCCCUGAUGACACGCCCCCCUCUGGUGGCCCCAAAAAGCCACGCCCCCCUGUCCGACACAGGUCCGACCUCAAUCUACUCCACUCGACCAGCAGCGGAGACACGGACUUAAAAACCGGAAGGAAGGAUUUCAGUGGUGUGAAAUGAUAACGCAUACUCAUAUUCCAUACAGAAGCAGCGAACACAAACGGCGUGGUAUUUUUAAUGAACACUCGGAGGUAGCAUAAGGGUCCGGCGAGUUUAUUUGAACAGACCGUCAGUACGUCAUACACUCGAAACAUGCACACACACACACACACACACGUACAUCAGAUUUGUUGUGUAUUUCAGCCCGAGGCUCGUUCAUGAUGCCUUUCUGUAUUGUUUUGAUUUGACUGCCUCAUCUAAGCCUGUUAUGCAUUACAGAUACCAUCCGUAGUAGAUGAAACGCCAGGAAUCUCGCUGACUAAAAACAAAGCCUUACACUUGAAGACACGGCAAAGUCCUCAGUGAGGUAGGGGGUUGAUGUUGAUGUCAUCUGAUGCUGUUCGUUUUUUGGAUAAUUAUGGAUUGGAUUCGGUGAAACCAGGUAAAACUUGUUUCAAAGGGCAAAAAGUAUGUUUCUGAAGCUGUUUCAUGCUUUACUUUGUUCCUCAGCAGUAUACAGAAACAUUAAUUCUGUUCCAAAUCAUAGUGGGCUUUCUAUGUGGGCAGCAUGUAAUAG
Sinocyclocheilus grahami is the source of this 1030-nucleotide messenger RNA. Its product is annotated as rhomboid-related protein 1-like. Gene Ontology annotation, molecular function: serine-type endopeptidase activity. The coding region runs from base 15 to 335 and encodes 106 amino acids. The record is from RefSeq and is a predicted model, not a curated record. The transcript is spliced from 2 exons. Lineage: Eukaryota; Metazoa; Chordata; Actinopteri; Cypriniformes; Cyprinidae.